Messenger RNA from Emiliania huxleyi CCMP1516, 462 nucleotides. RefSeq lists its product as hypothetical. The transcript has 5 exons. Lineage: Eukaryota; Haptophyta; Isochrysidales; Noelaerhabdaceae. Gene Ontology annotation, cellular component: membrane. The record is from RefSeq and is a predicted model, not a curated record. The coding region runs from base 1 to 462 and encodes 153 amino acids.
AUGAGGAGCGAUCCAAACGUGGAGGCGAAGGAGCAACAACAACAGGAGAAGGUGGCGACGCUCGUAGCGAAGGGGGCGGGAGGGUGGCAGCCGGUGGAGCUGAGCGAGAUGCUCGGGCCGCUUUUGGAGAGCGUGGUGGUCUGUGGUGGACGAGCAAUUGGCGGACGCGUCCGACGCCUCGGGUUCGGGGUCGAAAAAGCAGCUGCUGUUCGGGCAGUGCUGUCGCCCCUCUUCGCCGUGUACACGCUCCUCUUCCUCUUCCGCACCGUCCUCUCCUGGUUCCCAAAGUACAACCUCAACGCCUUCCCGUACAACGUCGCCGCCUGGCCGACGGAGCCGCUGCUGCGAGCCACGCGCCGCCUCAUCCCGCCCGUCGCCGGCGUCGACAUCACCCCGAUCGUGUGGAUCCUGCUCGGGCCGCAGGGCCUCCUCACGAUUGUGCAAAAGAAGGGCGGCUUCUGA